CAGUUGGCAUUGGCAUGCCAUGCAUGUUGUUCGUUUGUUUUGUCUACAAGUUCGCCGCUCAGGAUUAUUGUUUUAAAUGCAGUAAAUUUGGGUAACUACUUUUUUUGUAAUCUUAUAUAUAAUAUUUAUAAUAAUUCAAUAUGGCUGGACGUGGUCGAGGAAGAGGCGCGGGCUUAUCAUUCACACAAGAACAGCUGCAGGCGUUAGGAAUUGGUCGAGGCGAUAACCCUUCACCUAUUUUAGCGCCUCCACCCUUAUUUCCAAAACUUGAAGCUAAACCUCUGCCUCUAUCAUACGACGCAGCAACAGACUACAUGUUGAUUGUUAAGGACCAGUUCAUUGAGUACUUGCAUGAGUCGCCGGCUUACGUGAAGCCAAAGGCGGAAACAGACGGUGUUGAACGUUAUUCAGAUAAGUAUAAACUUUUAGCUUUAAAUGCUAAGCAGGGGAAAGUAUUAGAUUGUGUGUGGAGUCAUUUACCGGCAGAGCUAAGGCCGCAAACUGGUCGUGUCCGGGUGACGCGCAAACGAAAGUUAGAUGAUACAAAAGAUAUUGCCAAAAGGUUACAAACACUUGAAAGUAAAGAAUUAAUGGAAGAAUCCAGUGAAGUUAAUAAAAGAGCUGGAAAUGAAGAUGAAAUAAAGAAAGAAAAUGAGGAUGAAAAUGAAGAAAUAGAAGAUGAGGAAGAACAAGAAUUUGAGUUAGAUGAUGGCACAGACUAUGCAAAUAACUACUUUGACAAUGGAGAGGAUUAUGAUGAAGAGGAUGAUAAUUUAGAUGAUGGCCCUGUAUAUUAAAACUUUGCUGUCUAUUAUAUAAUAUAGGAUGUUAUUAAGUUUAUUGUUCCUGUUUUUGUUAAUAAAAUAUAUUGAGCAAGUUA
Messenger RNA from Amyelois transitella, 880 nucleotides. It is a transcript of the gene Polr3G, whose product is annotated as DNA-directed RNA polymerase III subunit RPC7-like. The transcript has a single exon. The record is from RefSeq and is a predicted model, not a curated record. NCBI's taxonomy places the organism in Eukaryota, Metazoa, Arthropoda, Insecta, Lepidoptera, Pyralidae. The coding region runs from base 141 to 797 and encodes 218 amino acids. Gene Ontology annotation, biological process: transcription by RNA polymerase III. Gene Ontology annotation, cellular component: RNA polymerase III complex.